This is a messenger RNA of Pistacia vera, 682 nucleotides long. RefSeq lists its product as uncharacterized. Lineage: Eukaryota; Viridiplantae; Streptophyta; Magnoliopsida; Sapindales; Anacardiaceae. The record is from RefSeq and is a predicted model, not a curated record. The transcript has 2 exons. The coding region runs from base 109 to 483 and encodes 124 amino acids.
ACCUCCGAAGUACGUCUGCUUCCUCGUCUUGUUUCAUCGUCAACCGAGCCGAAAACCUUGGAGCUUAUCCUUAAACAGACAAAAAUAAAAAAGAAAUUGUAACUAACCAUGAGAGCUGAAGAAGAGCAGCAUCAAUUACGAGUAUUCUACGAACUCUGCUCUUCUAUAAUUGAAAUUCUCAAAGUCAAACCAAUCCUAAGCACUUGCUUAUCUUCUGGCCAUGAACGUGAUUUGCCCUCUUCUUCAAGACAGCCCAUUUCCAUAUCAAGAGUCUCUCCCACUGCUUUUGCUUCGUUUCUUUUUGGAAUCUCGCUCACUUUGAUGCUAUUUGGCUCUGUCACGUUUGUAGUUGGCUUUAUUUUGAUGCCUUGGGUUCUUUGUUCGGUUUUGCUGUUAUAUUUAAGUGGGUUUCUCUCUAAUUUGUCUCAACUGGGUCGCUCAUUCUUUUGUUCUGGGGAUGUGCCUGCUUGGAAUUUUUCAUGAAGGUGAGACUUACGAAAGCUUGAGAGAAUAAAAUGAGGUUAGCUGCAUUAUGAUUAAUGAACAAAUAGUUUUAGGCAUUAUUGAUAUGCUUCUCUCAUAUCCCUAUGAAGGAAUUUACUGAACUGAUUAAUGUUUGUAAAAUUCUAUUUGUAUUAUGAAUUUGUACAUAUAUAUAUUUCUGCCAGUUAAGAAGUGAUAA